UGCCCCAACGUUGCCAUGGAAACAGGCGAGGACAGGGCGGGCCUGGGUAGAGGCCACCUCGCGCGCGCGACCCAGGGGCGCCCGGCGGGUCCAGUCGCCCCCCAUCCGCCCCUGCAGGUGCGCCCCCGCCCCCGCGGCGCCCGGACCCCGAGGGCGGGCUCCCGACGCCCCGCCCCGGACGCAGACCAAUGGGAGCACAGACAGCCGGUCGGGCGGGGCGGGCGAGGCGGCGGCGGCGGCGGCGGCGGCGGGGAGACGGGCGCGGGCGGAGGACACGGGCUGAACGGGAGCGCACCGGCCAUGGCCUCCAAGUGCCCCAAGUGCGACAAGACCGUGUACUUCGCUGAGAAGGUGAGCUCCCUCGGCAAAGACUGGCACAGAUUCUGCCUCAGGUGCGAGCACUGCAGCAAGACGCUGACGCCAGGGGGCCACGCCGAGCAUGACGGGAAGCCCUUCUGCCACAAGCCCUGCUAUGCCACGUUGUUCGGACCCAAAGGGGUGAAUAUCGGAGGUGCCGGCUCCUACAUCUACGAGAAGCCCUCUGCCGAGAAACCGCAGGUCACUGGCCCCAUCGAGGUCCCCGUGGCCCGAGCUGAGGAGCGGAAGGCCAGCGGCCCCCCGAAGGGGCCCAGCAAAGCCUCCAGCGUCACCACGUUCACCGGGGAACCCAACAUGUGUCCUCGCUGCAACAAGAGGGUCUACUUUGCCGAGAAGGUGACGUCUCUGGGCAAGGACUGGCACCGGCCGUGCCUGCGCUGUGAGCGCUGCGGGAAGACGCUGACCCCAGGCGGGCACGCGGAGCACGACGGCCAGCCCUACUGCCACAAGCCCUGCUACGGAAUACUUUUCGGACCCAAGGGGGUGAACACCGGAGCUGUUGGCAGCUACAUCUAUGACAAGGACCCCGAGGGCAAGGUUCAGCCCUAGGCCCGCAGGCCCUUCUGCGGGGCAUUGGCCCGCCUGCGCGGGCCCCUGGCCAGGGGCCCACUGCUUGGCUACGAGGGGAGAGUGACCGCCGCCCAGUCCCACCUCAGCACCUGCGAGUCCAGGGCCUGCGUGUUGGGGAGGAAGCCCCUGAGCUGACUCCAGAGCCCUGCCCACCAACCCUGUCUCCCUGGGUGUGUCUGCCUUUGUGUCCCCAGCCACCCGUCACCCCUUUUGUGUCCUCCUGGCCCCCCGUGUCCCCAUGUCUGUAUCUCACGGCCCACACGUCCCUGAACGUCCCUGUGGCCUGGGUGGGUCUUUCUGAGGUGGCCGCCCCACGCUCCCCCUCCUGCUGCCCGAGUCCUGCCCACAGUGUUAUUUAUGCUCCCCCUGCCCGUGACAGCCACAGCCACGCCCCUCACAGUGUCCCAAGGGUGGAGGGACAUCCCUGCCAGGAGCCCUCUGCCCGCCUCCCACCCUGCCUCGCAAGCGCCCGCCCGCCGCCCUCACGUGGCUCACAUUCGACUGCCGGGCGUUCUGCUGUCAAUAAAAGGUUUGAGGAUCGCACAACCCCGCACUGUGUCU
Messenger RNA from Globicephala melas (long-finned pilot whale), 1509 nucleotides. It is a transcript of the gene CRIP2, whose product is annotated as cysteine rich protein 2. Lineage: Eukaryota; Metazoa; Chordata; Mammalia; Artiodactyla; Delphinidae. The record is from RefSeq and is a predicted model, not a curated record.